AUGGCUUCUUCUUACUUUUUUCUCAAAUUUAUCAAACACAAGAAAUUUGAAAGUGGAGAACAGAAAAGGUUAGAGAUAAUUAAAAAUACCUAUAAUACCCCCUCUACAAAAUGCAGAAUAUGCCUAAAGGAGGGUUCUGUUCCCAUUUACGACACGAAACAAUCUUUGGACAUUUCAGAUGCUGUAAAAAUUUUUGGUGAUAUUGAAAUAGACGAAAACGAUGGCCUUCCAAACCUAUUAUGCGACUUCUGCUAUUCCCUUUUGCAAGGCGCAAUUUUAUUCAGGAAGUUAGCAACAGAAACCAAUCUUUUUCUUCUUUAUAAUUUACCUGCAGAAGGGUUGAUGAAUGAUACUGCGCUGAAUAAUAUCUCAAACGACAACAACAUUUACGAUGCAGAAAAUAAUGUUAACAAUGAGGAUUCUUUUAGAUGUACCAUAUGCCAAUUGGAAUUUAAUACCUACGAAACAUACUUACAGCACCAAAAUUCAAAACAGCACCGGAGUAUAAGAGUUCAAUGCCGUAUUUGCAAAGGUUUGAUAACAGCACAGUCAUAUAGGAAACACUUGGCCAGACACAAGUCUACCUCGCAUUUGAUCUGUGAUGUCUGUGGGAAGUUGUACCGUAAGGAUAAUUUAUUGAGACAUUUGCAAUUGCACAGUUUUGAACUGCCAUAUCAGUGUCAAGUUUGUCCAUAUAGAGGGAGGUUUGUGGAGUCUUUAAAAAUUCAUAUGAGGUGUCACACAGGUAACAAACCUUUUUCUUGUCAUACAUGCAAAUUGAAGUUUUUGACACGGAGUAAUCUGAACAGACAUUUAUUAACACAUAAAAAGGAUAAACCAUUUAAAUGUAUUGAGUGUGACAGGGGCUUCUAUACUCAGAAGGAUGCCGAUGUUCAUUUUAAAUCAAACCAUGCUGGAAUUAAGGAUUUAUGUUGUCAUAUUUGUGACAAUAAAUAUGCAACAAGGAAAGCUUUAUUGAGACAUGAAUUAAGAGUGCAUAAAAGAGAAAAAAUGGCAAAAGGGCGUACACCACUUUAUUUACAGGAAGAAUUUAAAAAAUAA
This is a messenger RNA of Chilo suppressalis (striped riceborer), 1062 nucleotides long. NCBI's taxonomy places the organism in Eukaryota, Metazoa, Arthropoda, Insecta, Lepidoptera, Crambidae. The record is from the annotation of a GenBank genome assembly.